This is a messenger RNA of Durusdinium trenchii, 3761 nucleotides long. NCBI's taxonomy places the organism in Eukaryota, Dinophyceae, Suessiales, Symbiodiniaceae. The record is from the annotation of a GenBank genome assembly.
CAAGAUUCAUCAACCACAGCAAAUCUCACAGACUUUUGCAUACAAGAGAUGACACAACCAUGGAACUACAGGGAAUUGGAUUGGCAAUGGAUGCUGGAGGCAUGGUAUGUUUUGUUUCUUCCAACUGCAAGGGUUCCAUUGGCCAUGUUGCAAGCCAUGGCGCGUGAUGGCUCAAUCCGGAAUCCUGCAGCACGUACAGCGUUUCUUCUCCACGUAUUUCGUUGUGAUGCCAAGCUCAAGACCAGUCGCAGACCAAAACACGUCAGGACCACCCCGCACAGAGGCCUUCAAUUUGAUCCUUCUCUGCAAAAAAUCCUCAGACUCGUCGAGCGGUUUUCGCUUUUGCGACUGAACUCCAGCCAUGUUGCGACCGGACCACCUCUUUCCCCAUGACCUGGCCAAUGAGCACCACCAGGACCUGUCGAGAAAUGUCGAAGAGUUGCAGGAGCAUGGCUUGGCACUCUCCCGCCGCAUCAGCAGCCACAGCGAUCUGGCGCGACAGGUCUCCAUGGUCUCGAGCUUCCAUGGGGACAAGGUGGAAGACCUACAGCCAGAGCACAUUUGUGCGAUCCUGAAGACAGAUCCCAACAGAGGCCUCUCCGUCGACAAGGCGGAGGAACGCUUGAAGAAGGAUGGGCCAAAUCAACUGACUCAAGAGCCACGACUGGGACUCGUGAUGCUCUUCCUUUUGCAGCUGACCAGCUUCAUUAUCAUCCUCCUGAUCAUCGCGGCCAUUGCCUCCAUCGUGGUGAAUGCCACCAAUGAAGGCAGUCGUGAAGAGAUCCUCUCCUACACCACUGGUAUGGCGAUCUUCGUGUUGGUGAUCUUGAAUGCUGGCAUUGCAGCCUACACGGAGCACCAAGCGGGCAACGCGCUGGAUGCGUUGGCGAAGCUCUCGCAGCCCGAAGUCUCGGUGCUGCGGGGUGGUGAGCAGGUGAGCAUCCCCACGGUCGACGUGGUGCGUGGGGAUAUCAUCAUCCUGGAGACCGGUGACGUGGUGCCCGCCGAUCUGCGGCUGAUCACCGCGCAGGACCUGAAGGUGGACGAGAAAGCUUUGACUGGUGAGCCAGAUGAUGUGCCCAAGAACACGAAGAUCAAAGAGCAGACCAAGCUCACGCCGGAGAACAUGGUCUUCUCUGGCUGCCCCGUGGCCAAUGGCAAGUGCAAGGGAGUGGUGGUGGCCACCGGAAUGGACACGCGCAUUGGGGACAUUGCGAAGAUGAUGGCCAGCGAGGAUCAGGAGGGCGGUGGAUGGUGCAGCUGCCUACCCAAGAGCGCUGAGAACAAGACGCCGCUGCAGGAGAACAUUGAGAGCUUGGGUGCUCGAAUCGGUGUCCUUGCCAUCCUCAUUUGCGCCAUCGUCUUUGUCAUCGGCCUGGCGAUCGGCACCAAGGACCCGGAGUAUCCCGAGAAUCCGAGCUGGAUCUACAUGAUCUUGAUUGCAGUGACCCUGGCCGUGGCGGCCAUCCCGGAGGGCAUCCCCUUGUGCGUGACGAUCUCCUUGGCCAUUGGAUGUCAAGAAAUGGUCCAAAAGAACGUGCAGGUCCGCAAGAUCGCCGCCGUCGAGACGCUGGGCUCGGCCUCGGUGAUCUGCAGCGACAAGACGGGAACCCUGACGGAAGGCAAGAUGACCAUGACAAAGAUGUGGUCGGCCGGCGCGGAGUACAACGUCACCGGCCAAGGCUUCGACCCCACCAAGGGUGCUAUCUUCCGGUCGGGUGUGGUGAUGCCGCCGGGCACCAACAGCAACCGAGAUCCAGGGGUCCGGAGCACGCUGCUGGCGGCCCUGCUCUGCUGUGAUACCGAGCUCUUUUGUGAGGAGGACGCGACGUCGGGGGAGAAGACGUGGCAGUACCGCGGCAACAGCUCGGAGGCGCCCAUUGUGGUGGCCGCGCGGAAGGCGCAGGUGGCGCCCAAGGAGGGUGAGUACCGCCGGCUCCUGACCAUCCCAUUCUCCUCCUCGCGGAAGAUGAUGCUCACUGUCACGGAUGUGGCAGGGCGCGUGGAGCUCUGCCCGAAUGGCAUGCCGCUGCCUCCGCAGACGACGGCUUUUACGGUUUGCAAGGGGGCUCCGAACUGGAUCAUCCAGAACUGCACCAGCAUUCUGCGUGAAGAUGGCACAGUAGCUCCUUUGUCAGAGGUGGAGAAGCAGCAGAUCAAUGCCAGAGUGGUUGAUGCGUACUCCGACCUGGCGUUGCGGGUCUUAGCAGUGGCCGUGGGAUGCAUUCAGCAACCGCCUUUGGACUUGGAGAGUGAGGACAUUCCCGUGGAUGAAAAGUUCGAAGUGCUCAAGUCGGGCCUCACCUUGGCGGGGCUGGUGGCCUCGAUGGAUCCGGACCGCGAGGGCGUGCAGGCCUCCGUCGUGGCUGCACGGGGCGCUGGGAUUCGGGUGGUCAUGAUCACCGGUGACUACCUGAAGACGGCCAUUGCCAUUGCCAGGCGCGUGGACAUCUUGCAGGAUGAGGAUAACGUCGCGUACUCGGCUGUGGACUGCAACUCCCUUCGCCCUGCGGACGACCAGUACCUCUCGGAUGAGAAGAUUGACGAGAUGACCUCCCGCGUGCGGGUCUUCGCGCGCGCGAAGCCCGCCGAUAAGCUGGAGAUCGUGAAGUCGUUGCAGCGCCAGGGCUUGGUUUGCGCCAUGACGGGCGACGGCGUGAACGACGCGCCGGCGCUGCACGAGGCGCGCAUCGGCGUGGCCAUGGGGCUGCAGGGCACCGAAGUGGCCAAGGGCGCCGCAGAGAUGGUUCUAACAGACGACAACUUCACCUCCAUCGUGAAGGCUGUGGAAAAGGGCCGUGCCAUCUACGCAGGCAUCCAGAAGUUCGUGGCAUUCAUCAUGUCCGUGCACAUUGCUGAGGUCAUCCAAAUCUUCUUUUGUGUGGUGGUGUCAAUGCCUUUGAUGAGAACCCCCUUGCAGAUUUUGUUCCUCAUUUUGGUCACAGAUCUGCCUCCGUCCAUUGCCCUUGGCAUGGAACCUGGAGAGAGGAACAUCUUGGAGCAACCUCCACGGCCGAAGCAGGAACCCAUCGUGCUCGGCUGGAUGUGGGUGAGCAUUUGCUUAAAUGGGCUGAUUCUAUCUGCUGUGAUCAUCGGGAUCUAUGUCGUGGCCUUGCAACACUACCUGGGAGUGGUCUUCCUGUCGGAGAUCCUCACACUGAAAAGCACGGGAGGAGCCGGCGGAGGAGCCUCGCAAGCGGAGCUGGAUGAGAUCGACCAGAACUUGGCGCGUGCGAGAACCGUGGCCUUCAUCUCGUUGGUCUUCUGCGAGAACGUGCGCGCGUACAUCUGUCGCUCCUUCAGUGAACCUGUCUGGGUGGACCUCUUCACCAAUCCGGUGAUGCAGAAAGCCGUUCUCAUGGCGCAGGUGGCGAUGCUGUGCGCGGUGCUGAUCCCCUUCUUCUCGACGGAGAUCUUGGGGCUUGAUGGUCUAAGCAUUGGCUGGUGGGGAUGGCUCUUCUCCCUGGUAGGACCAGCGGCCACGCUGGUGCUGUGUGAGCUCUGUAAGCUCUUGACGAAGUGGCAGAUGAAGAGAUACCAACGUCAGCUGAAGUUCCAAAGCGAUGAAGGCCUCGAGACCGAGGAAGAGACCGAGUCCAGCGACUCGGAGCUCGGGCGCAGGUGAUCUAAGUGUCAUGGCGCGGUCCUUCACCCAUGGUGGUGAGAGUGAGAGGGAAACGUGUAGUGUGUCUUAGUGUGUAGUCAGCGAUAUGAACCUGAGCCAUCAAUUGCAGUGCGAUUCCAGCGAGUCUUAAGAUCCC